UAUUUUCAUAAUAAAUUUGAAAAUGGCGGACGAUGCAUCGAGCAGCAGCGCUUGUACCGGCAAUUUAGUUGAUAAUUCAAUAAAUCAAGAUGAAUUGAUUAUGAAACAACAGCGUGAAAUUGAGAAAGAGAUAUCGGAAUCUAUACCUCUGGUCGGUGAACUCGAAGAGCUGUCGUCUUUAGAAAAAGAAUACAAUGAAGAUCCUAUUUAUCUAUUGAAAAUUAAAGAUUUAGCUUCUAAAUACAAAUGUAUUAGGAGAACUCGGCCGGAUGGUAACUGUUUUUUUCGGGCCUUUUCAUAUGCCUAUUUAGAACAUCUUCUUAAUGAUAAGGAAGAAUAUGAGAAAUUUCAUGAAAUAGCUAAGAAUUCAAAGGACAAUCUAGUCGCUUUAGGGUUUCCUCAGUUCACUGUUGAGGAUUUUUAUGAAACGUUUAUGGAAGUGGUACAAAGAGUGGGCGAGCAAGCCGGCGGCAGUGCGGAGGCUAUAGACAGCGUCAGAUCUGAACUCCACGAAAAGUUCAAUAAGCAGGGAUAUUCAGAUUAUAUUGUAGUAUAUUUGCGUCUCAUCACCUCUGGCCAGCUCCAGACCCAGCAGGAUUUCUACCAGAACUUCAUCGAAGGACCCCGUACUGUGACUGAAUUUUGUAGACAGGAGGUAGAACCAAUGUAUAAAGAGUCUGAUCAUAUCCAUAUAAUAGCGCUCAGCAAUGCAUUGAAUGUUGGUGUGAGGGUCAAGUACAUGGACCGAGGUGAAGGAAGUCAGGUAUAUUGAUUGUAUCUCUCUUAUCACUAUUUUGUAGUGAUGUU
Molecule: messenger RNA, 807 nt
Organism: Zerene cesonia (dogface butterfly)
Lineage: Eukaryota; Metazoa; Arthropoda; Insecta; Lepidoptera; Pieridae
Product: ubiquitin thioesterase otubain-like
Exons: 4
Coding region: 23-772 (249 amino acids)
Biological process (GO): protein K48-linked deubiquitination
Cellular component (GO): nucleus
Molecular function (GO): ubiquitin binding; cysteine-type deubiquitinase activity
Source: RefSeq, a predicted model, not a curated record